Naegleria lovaniensis is the source of this 402-nucleotide messenger RNA. RefSeq lists its product as uncharacterized. The coding region runs from base 1 to 402 and encodes 133 amino acids. The record is from RefSeq and is a predicted model, not a curated record. The transcript has a single exon. NCBI's taxonomy places the organism in Eukaryota, Heterolobosea, Eutetramitea, Acrasida, Naegleriidae.
AUGAAUUUUAACUUUUCCAGUUCUGGUAGCAGCAGCAGUGGAGGAAGUUUCAAUCUUCCAAGCAGCAGCAGCAACACCAAUCCACAAAUUCCUUCUUCUCAACCAACACCUCCUGGAAUUCGUUCCUCCAAUGUUGGUCAUGAUGAUGUCCAUCCUCAAAUCAAUCCUCCAAUUCAUAUUCCUUCCUCAAUCAGUGAUGAAGGAUCCAGCGGUAGUAGUGGUAGUCAGGUGGGUCCUCAUGAUCCCAUGUUUUCAGGAACGCAUCGACCUUCGGAACAGCAUCCUCAUUUUGAUCCCGUAUAUCCUCAUAAUCCAAUGGGAGAUCCUAUACCAGAUCAUCAGAGAGUACCCCAUGAUUUGGGAAAUGAGGACAACAUGAUGGAAGGACAUCACGAGCAAUAA